AUGGGAAGAGAGGAGGUGGGGGAUAGGGAGGGAGAUGAGAAAAGGGGAAGGUGCGGAUGCGGGGAUAGGGAAGGAGAUGAGAAAAGGGGAAGAGAGGUGGUGGGGGAUAGGAGGGGGGAUAAGAAACGGGUAAGAGAGGAGGUGGAAGAUAGGGAAGGAGAGAAGGAGGUGGGAAAGGGAAGGAGGGGGAUAGGGAGGGAGGUGAGAAAGGUGGAAGAGAUGUGGUACGGAUAUGGGGGUGAGAAAGGUGAAGGAGGGGAGAUGGGGAAAGGGAGAAAGGGUAUGAAAGGGGAGAAGGGGGAUAGGGAGGGAGGUGAGAAAGGGGAAUAA
This is a messenger RNA of Mya arenaria, 330 nucleotides long. Its product is annotated as octapeptide-repeat protein T2-like. The transcript has 2 exons. Lineage: Eukaryota; Metazoa; Mollusca; Bivalvia; Myida; Myidae. The record is from RefSeq and is a predicted model, not a curated record. Bases 1 to 330 code for a protein of 109 amino acids.